AUGCGCAUGCUCAGGAAGCAGGAUGUUUCUACUUCUGCCUCGUCGCAAAACAGCAUCAGGGACUUGUAUGAGUUGCUUCUGCAAAAAGAUGCACUGGAACAACGACUUGAAGGACAUCAGUUAGUGCGAAAAUCAAAUCGGUCACCAUCUCUGCGACUUCGAUUUGGAAGAAGAUCUGACCCAAGCGUUUUACCGAUUUCAGAUUAUCUGUCAGCACAGGAACAGGAAAACAAGUAAAGCCACACGAGGACUACUUUCUCCUCCACUGUCUCAUUUCAUCAAGAGUUUUUAGUUUAAAUACGUUAAAAAUAGUUGUUUCAUUGAUUAUUUUUAAUUAAAUGUAAAAAAUAUAAAUAAUAUCAGUAUAAAAAGAUGCAGUAUUGUUUAGGUCUAAAGAAUCUUUAAUAAUGUUUCAUGUGAGUACAGUGUGAAGUAUCUAUAUUACGUGGAAG
This is a messenger RNA of Agrilus planipennis (emerald ash borer), 452 nucleotides long. RefSeq names its product short neuropeptide F (gene sNPF). The record is from RefSeq and is a predicted model, not a curated record. The coding region runs from base 1 to 237 and encodes 78 amino acids. Lineage: Eukaryota; Metazoa; Arthropoda; Insecta; Coleoptera; Buprestidae. The transcript has 3 exons.